UACUAUAAACAUUCUAUGAAAGGGCGAACAGAACCAGACAAAUACCUGUCAAUAAUUUUGGAUGGGAUGGAUCAAAAGAAAACUGAAUUACCGCAUUAUUUAUACCUAAGCUCAUUUGUCUCCAGUCUUUGGAAACUAAAAACACACUUGGUUGGUGUCAUAGUGCACGGAAUCGGAAAUUACGGAUUUUUCGAUUAUUAUCAGUAUCCGCAUGGGAGCAACUUGACGAUCCACUGCCUUCUAUCAACUUUGUACAUGCAGAAAGACUCAUUACCAGAUACCUUAUACCUUCAAAUGGAUAACUGUGCCAGAGAAAAUAAGAACAGAUACAUAUUGGGAUUCCUUUGUUUGCUGGUGGAAAAAGACAUUUUCAAAAAGGUUAAACUGUCAUUUUUAAUGGUAGGACAUACACAUGAGGAUAUAGAUCAGAUGUUUUCUCGUUUCUCAGUGAGAUUGAGGCGAACACCAGCUAUGACACUGGACAAACUCAUGAGCAUCUUUGAGAAAUGCACUACACCAAAACCAUUAAGUGUGGAAUGCGACAAUGUAUAUAAUGUCACAGAAUGGUUGCAGGAAUAUUUGAAUCCGAUCAGCGGACAGUCCAGACCACAUGUGUUCAGAAUAACGAAAGGUGAAACUGGAAAAGCAGAAAUUUGCUGGAAAAAUUGGACAACUGACAAAGAAUACAAUAAAAGUAUAGGAGAUCUGCCACACUUACUGAAGGCAAUACCUGACGGAUCUCCGAACUGCCUUCAAGAAUCAUUUGAGAAAAUUGAUGUAGAAGUGCUGAAAAGAGAUAUAGAAAAGGCUGCACCAUUCUUUCCAAAACCAGAAGAAAGACAAUGGUGGACCAGCUUCUUUGAAAAAAUUGGUACAAUUUAAAUUAUAAAGAGUCCUAUUACCUCAAUUAAGAAAGGUUUUUAGCUCACCUGUCACAUAGUGACAAGGUGAGCUUUUGUGAUCACCCUUCGUCUGUCGUCAGUCCGUCCGUGCGACCGUCAACAAUAUCUUGUCUACACGAUAGUGGUUUCAUUUAUGAUUUUAUUUUAACCAAACUUGCACACAACUUUAUCACCAUAAGAUCACGGUUCCUUUCUUGAACUGGCCAGAUCCGAUUAUGGGUUCCAGAGUUAUGGCCCCUGAAACGGCCAAAAUUAGCUAUUUUGACCUUAUCUGCACAAUAGCAGCUUUAUUUAUGAUUUAAUUUUUACCAAACUGGCACACAACUUGUAUCACCAUAAGAUCUUGGUUCCUUUCUUGAACUGGACAGAUUCCGUUAUGGGUUCCAGAGUUAUGGCCCCUGAAAGGGCCAGAAUUAGCUAUUUUGACCUUGUCUGCACAAUAGCAGCUUCAUUUAUGAUUUUAUUUUAACUAAACUUGGACUCACAGGACUUAGAUUUUUUUUUUGAGGACCUUCUUGUCCUCAAGUGCAAUGAUAACAGGUGGGCGAUAUAGGGCCAUCAUGGCCCUCUUGUUACAUAUACCAUUUACAAUGUCUGUAAGUUGAAUACAAUGAUAAAAUGUGAGGCAAUGCUAACCAUUUUA
Mercenaria mercenaria is the source of this 1545-nucleotide messenger RNA. RefSeq lists its product as uncharacterized. Lineage: Eukaryota; Metazoa; Mollusca; Bivalvia; Venerida; Veneridae. Bases 16 to 882 code for a protein of 288 amino acids. The record is from RefSeq and is a predicted model, not a curated record. The transcript has 5 exons.